Molecule: messenger RNA, 1738 nt
Organism: Cimex lectularius (bed bug)
Lineage: Eukaryota; Metazoa; Arthropoda; Insecta; Hemiptera; Cimicidae
Gene: Ppa
Product: F-box/LRR-repeat protein 14
Exons: 1
Coding region: 99-1406 (435 amino acids)
Biological process (GO): SCF-dependent proteasomal ubiquitin-dependent protein catabolic process
Cellular component (GO): SCF ubiquitin ligase complex
Molecular function (GO): protein binding
Source: RefSeq, a predicted model, not a curated record
GGAACGCCCCCCUUCGCCACGACGACGGCCGGUCCGAGUCGUGUCAGUCAGUAUCGGAGCGAGCGUGUCGUAGUCAUGUAGCGUUAGGAUGUCUUAAAAUGGAAGAUACAGAAUCGAUGCUGACAGAGUUACCGGUUUGUAGAUCUCGGCACCCGUUCGGUAAUGCAGUGCUCCACCGCCCCCACCUCAACCUGCCGCCCUCCCCGGCGACGACGGACUCGAAGACGCACGUCUCCUACUUGUACCCGGAGAUCCUCGCCUUGAUAUUCAGCUAUCUGGAAGUGCGGGAUAAAGGGAGAGCGGCUCAAGUGUGCACCGCCUGGAGAGACGCUUCGUAUCACAAGUCUGUGUGGCGCGGGGUCGAGGCGAAACUGCACCUACGGCGGGCGAACCCGUCUCUCUUCGCGAGCCUCGUGAAAAGGGGCAUCAGGAAAGUGCAAGUGCUCUCGUUGAGGAGGAGCCUGAGGGACGUGGUCCAGGGCAUCCCGAAUCUCGAAUCCCUCAACCUGAGCGGCUGUUACAACUUGACUGACAUCGCUCUGGCGCACGCUUUCGUCGUCGACCUACCGCCCGAUUUGACCAAGCUGGACCUCUCCUUGUGCAAACAGGUGACGGACAUCAGUCUGGGCCGCAUCGCCGAGUACCUGAAGAACCUGGAAGUGUUGGAGUUGGGAGGAUGCGGGAACGUGACCGACACCGGCCUCCUCCUCAUCGCCUGGGGUCUGAAAAAUCUGAAACGACUGAAUUUGAGGUCGUGCUGGCACGUCUCGGACCAGGGGAUCAGCCAUCUGGCCGGUCUGAGCCGAGGGGCCGCCGACGGAAACCUAGCCCUAGAAUACCUAGGGUUACAAGACUGUCAGACGCUAACGGACGAAGCGCUGAAACACGUUUCCGUCGGCCUGGCCGGUCUCAAGAGCAUAAACCUCAGUUUCUGCGUCAACAUCAGCGACAGCGGGCUCAAAUACCUGGCAAAAAUGCCCGCCCUCAAAGAGCUCAACCUCAGGUCAUGUGACAACAUCUCCGACACCGGUAUGGCCUACCUCGCCGAAGGGGGAUCCCGGAUCACUUGCCUCGACGUCUCCUUCUGCGACAAGAUCGGCGACCAGGCACUCGUCCACGUCUCACAGGGCCUCUUCAACCUCCGGGCCCUCUCGAUGAGCGCCUGCCAGAUCUCGGACGAAGGCGUCUGCAAACUCGCAAAGACCCUCCACGAAUUAGAAACUUUAAAUAUAGGUCAGUGCAGUAAAAUAACGGACAAAGGUAUCCUCACCAUCGCCGAAUCCCUGAGGCAUCUCAGGUGCAUCGACUUGUACGGUUGCACCAGGAUAACGACCACCGGUUUAGAGAGGAUUAUGAAACUCCCUCAACUGAGCACUCUCAACCUCGGCCUCUGGCACAUCAGAUGACGACCGACUACUUCCCAAAAUGUGAUAAUAUUUUUUAAUUAUUUGUUAACGCUCAAUUUUUAUGUGUUCUGUCGUUAAUUUUUGUUUGUUGUUUAGUAGACUAUUUUCUAGGUACGUAAAACUUAAAACUGCGUAUAGGCAAAACGCUUUCCAUGAAGAAUAAAAACCUCAUCUCUCACAGGCCCCGUGAGUUGAAUAAUUGCGGGAAUCUAGCUGCGUUUUUUUUUCGCGGUUUAUUAACGUUUAUCCGAAGGGUUACUUUUUUCUAUUAAUAAAAAAAUUGAUUCAUUAUUUAAUGUGCAAGUAAUUUUUGUAAGACCUGAAAAAUUAAG